AUGUUCAUAGACAAAAUUUAUACAGUUACGUUACUUCAUGAUUUUGAUUAUCCUCUCAAUGAAAAUAAACAAGAAUGUGCAAUUAAUCAAACUCCUUAUCUUACUCAAUUAUUUUUCAAGAAUACGAUAGACUGCCUUAAGUAAUUUUUAAGGUUUGGUAACUCAAUAUGCCCAGGGAUGAAAAUGAAGUACAAGCCUCUGUUUCAUAGAUUGAAAAUCAAUGUAAAAAAUUAAAUAUAUUUUGAAGAGCAUUUUUUGUAAAUAUUGCCUGCCCGAAAUCAGGAAAUGUGGAAAUGCUUCAAUUUAAAUGGUUUGCAAUUGAUGACUAAAGAAUAUAAGUAAUAAAUUGUUAUAACAUGACUGAAAUUAAAAGAAAAACCUUUUAAACAACAACCCUAAUACAUUAUCAGGAUAUGUCUCUAUAACAAGUAUUGGUUUUAAAAGAAAAGUGGAUUUUUAUCUCAAAGUAUUUUCAAAUUGAUAUUUAGAUUUUAUAAUUAAAUUCAACCUCUGUGA
Molecule: messenger RNA, 516 nt
Organism: Paramecium octaurelia
Lineage: Eukaryota; Ciliophora; Oligohymenophorea; Peniculida; Parameciidae
Source: the annotation of a GenBank genome assembly